AUGGCAAUUGAACAACAAGAAGAUAAAAUAAAAAUCGGCGUCCUGGCUUUACAAGGCUCUUUUCGCGAGCACUGCUCGAUGAUUCGAAGAUGUGGCGGCGAAGCGGUUGAAAUUCGUUCCGCGUCUCAGUUGGAAGGGUGCCAAGGAAUGAUCAUCCCGGGUGGGGAAAGUACCACCAUGGCGAACAUCGCGAGACGAUGGAACUUGUUCGAUGCGUUGAGAGAAUUUGAGGACGAGGGAGAACGGUGCGUGUGGGGGACGUGCGCGGGGUUGAUCUUCUUAGCCGAUCGCAUCGAACAAGGCGCCAAGCAAGGUGGUCAAGAGUUAUUAGGUGGCAUCAACGUGGACGUUUCUCGUAACUUUUUCGGCUCGCAAAUUGAUUCUUUCGAGACGACGAUACCGUGCGAUAUCCCGGGGUGUUCAGAAAACGACGUCAAGUGUCGAGCGAUUUUUAUCCGAGCUCCGGCGAUUAAAAAAGUCGGGGAAAACGUCGAGGUUUUAGCGAAAUAUUACUUAUCCGAGGAGAAAAAGAAAGAAAUGGGCGUGGACAUAGAAUCGGUGGUGGUGGCGGUGAAACAGAAGAACUUGUUGGCGACGAGUUUCCACCCGGAGUUAACGAGCGAUUUGAGAUGGCACGAGCUCUUCAUGCGAAUGAGUAAAGGGUGCAAACCGUUCCAAAGCAAAUUGGCAAAAGUUGGGGAAGAUAGAAAACCAGAGGAAUUUCAGCCAUUAUAUACGCAUCCAGAUUUGCCGGUGUUUAAGGACCAAGUCAUCGCAGACGUGAUGAAAUAA
Messenger RNA from Bathycoccus prasinos, 792 nucleotides. RefSeq names its product SNO glutamine amidotransferase. Bases 1 to 792 code for a protein of 263 amino acids. The record is from RefSeq and is a predicted model, not a curated record. Gene Ontology annotation, biological process: pyridoxal 5'-phosphate biosynthetic process; pyridoxine metabolic process. Gene Ontology annotation, cellular component: glutaminase complex; cytosol. Gene Ontology annotation, molecular function: glutaminase activity. The transcript has a single exon. NCBI's taxonomy places the organism in Eukaryota, Viridiplantae, Chlorophyta, Mamiellophyceae, Mamiellales, Bathycoccaceae.